Messenger RNA from Dentiscutata erythropus, 477 nucleotides. The record is from the annotation of a GenBank genome assembly. Lineage: Eukaryota; Fungi; Glomeromycota; Glomeromycetes; Diversisporales; Gigasporaceae.
AUGAAGAAUGAAAUUAAUGACCAAAUCAGAAUAUUUAUAAAUUCAAUUCCUCUUAGACGCUAUUCUUCUUCAAAUAGCUGUAGUAGUGAUAGACAUAGUCCAGAUUCGCAAAAUUUUCCAAAAUAUUUAGAUUGGUUAAAUAAGGCUUUAGAUGAGGGUCACUUUUUUAAGGGGAAGCGUAACGACGCAAUUGGAGUUGGCGUAAUGAUUGCAAGAGGUGAACGUGAAGUAAAGAUCGAUGGUACGCCUGAUGAUUAUGUUUUGCUUUUUGAAAAAUGCUGGUCUCAAAGUCCACAUCAACGACCAGAACUAGUUGAAAUUUUAGAAAGCCUUGAUAAAUUAUCAACAGUAAAAACUGAAAGUUUUAUUUCUUACCAACGACAAAACACAAAUUAUAUCACACAAUCAACGCACGAAUUGCCUAUAACUGAAAAUUCGGCGAAUUUCGAUAUAACUCAAAGCAAAACAGCUUUGUGA